AUGCCUCAGACCAUACACCUCACAAUUGGCAAAGAUCUCCUCCAGCGAACACAUAUUCUCAACCCCAUGUAUCACGAGUUGGAAGCGGGCAUUGAACUUCAUCGUACUCCCGAAGUCUUCAUCAAACCUCCGAAACAGCCAAGAUCAAGCGACGAUCAAAGCAGAGUGUUACCUGCCGGUAUGAUCCCUUCCAUAGAGAGUGUUCUCGAAAGAGCUAACUCUAACUCACAAACUACAGAAUCAUCCUCAUCCCGAUCGUCUCCAACCUUUCUCGCCGCCGAGCGGAUCAACAUAGUAGCCUCUGAAUAUCUGGCCCGAACAGAAUUAUGGGACAUAUUUCAAGGCAUCUAUCAUACGAAGAACGGUCAAACCAAAUCAUUCCUCGUUCAUGUCACAUCAACCUGCCAAUUCCCUGCUUAUCGUCCAUACAAUCCACCCGAUUUCACAGGCGGAGUAGAAAGAUUUUCAUGUAUGGAGGUUCCAGCGGUAGCUCGUGGAGAAGCUAGGUUCUAUCAAAAAUACCAUUCUGGUCAACUUGAUGGUAUAAUCCCACAUUAUAUAGGAUUAUACAGGGUCUAUCUACCAUAA
This is a messenger RNA of Kwoniella botswanensis, 588 nucleotides long. RefSeq lists its product as uncharacterized. The transcript has 2 exons. Lineage: Eukaryota; Fungi; Basidiomycota; Tremellomycetes; Tremellales; Cryptococcaceae. The record is from RefSeq and is a predicted model, not a curated record. Bases 1 to 588 code for a protein of 195 amino acids.